AAAAAUGUUAACUGCAUCACCUCACAUGAAAUCGGAUAAACCAUAUUAAUAGAGUCCUUAAUAUAAGAAACCUCAUCCUUAUAAUCCUGAGGCCAGCAUUUCCCUGAAAAACUCAAUUAACUUGAAAGGUAUGUGGUAACAACAAUAAUCAAGAUUUUUAAUUUAACGAAGAAUUGGAAUACUAUAAGACUCGAUCAGCUGAUCUUGAAUAAUAUGCCAGGCAACUGAAAAAUGAAUUGGAUACUACCAUCAUUAGAAUGAGCAAAUAGGGCGCUUUGGACGAGAAGGCGGAGUUAAUGAUACACUAGAAUUAAAUACUGAGUUAAGACAUAGAUAAAUUACAAAAGAACUUUGCCUAAAAGAAGACUGAAUGUGAAUUAUGGAAAUCCAAAUACGAAUAAUAGCUCAACAGUGCCGUUUAAUGUAUGUAGAUUUUUUAUAUAUUAAUAGUGAAGGCUCAAUAUGAAUUGGACUUACGCAAGCUUAGUAACGAACUAAAGAUGUUGGAGGAAAGAAACGCCAUACUUGAGAAGGAGAGAUCACAUGAAGUUGAAGCCACAAAAACCAAUUUCUCAAGUAAUUUUAUUUAUAAUUUUGACAGUUUAAAAUGAAUAAUAAAGACAUAGUUAUCUCACUUAAAUUGAUGUGCUUGAAAAUCAAUUAAGAAAAUUGCGAGAGUACGCUGACAUAAGAGACAAGGAGAUCUAUGAGUUGGAGACAAAAUUGACUAAGGUUUUGUAAGACAGAGAAUAUGUGGAGACUAAAUUGCUUAAGGAUAACGACAUAUAUAGGACCAGAUUAUAAGAAUAAGAGAGAGACAAUCAAAUUGAAAUGAAUAAUCUGAGACAAAAAUUGGAUAUAUUGAAUUAAGGAUAAUUGGACAAUAUUAAGAAUCAAUACAUGGCUUAGGCUGAAAUUUUGGAUGAUGAAAUCGAAAAAUUGAAAGGUCUUUUAGGAAUAAAGAAUGAAGAAAUUAAGACAUUGAUAGAUUAAAAUGAAAGAUUGCGAGCUAAUUAUGAGAAGGAAAUUGAAACUAUUACCCUUCAAUUCCAUGUUUUGAAGGAAAAGAUGUUUGAAAAUGAGUAAAGAUUCUAAGAGGAAUCUCAACAAAUGGAAAAUAACUUAAGAAGCUAACAUGAGAUUGGUGUUGAGACCUUACAAUAACAUCAUUAGAAUUCCAAUUAAAUUCUUGAAAAUUAAAUUGCUCAUCUUAAAGGCUAAGUUUUAGAGUAAAGCAAACAAUUAGAAGAGUUACAAAAAAUAAGAUAAUAAUUACAUUAAGCCAAUCUGUAGGAUCAAGAAAAUGCCCAAAAUAUCAUCAACAAUUUGAAGAAAGAAGUAAAUAUCAUUAAUAAUCCCUUAGAUUUAAGAUUAAUAAACUAGAUAUCAAGAUUAGAUUUUAAAAAACUAUCAGGAUUAUGAUUUAUAGAAGAAAGAAUUAUUGAAUUAUAAUCAAUAGCAAUUAGAAUUUAAUCAAUAGUUAUAACAAUAGAUUUAAAAUUUAAAUUAGAUAAUCGAAUUAAAGGAGUAAUAAUACGAAACCACUUUAGUGUAAUUCAAGAAUAUGAAUGAUCAAUUGAUUGUACUUAAUUUUAUAAUUAUUCAUAGAAUAAACUAAACGAUUUGUACAGAGAUAAUGAGCAAAUCAAAGCCAAAUUCAAUGUUACAGUAGCAGAAUAGGAAGAUUAAUUAAAUAAAUAAUUAAAAUUAAUUAAACAGCAAGAGCAUAAAAUAUAAUAAUUAACAUCAACAUCAUAAAGAGACAAGUAAAAUGCUGAGAGAUAAAUAACUAAUUUGUAGAAUUAAAAUAGAUAAAAAGAACAGCAAUUGGCAGAAUUAAAAGCAUAAUUAAAGGCUGCUGAAGAAAAUUUAGAUAAAAUUGAUAACGAAUUAUAAGAAACUAAAAAUACACUCUAGAGUUAGAUUGAAGAAUAAAAAUAUAAUUAUGAAUAAGAAAUAGAGUCAAUCUAAGCUCAAUAAAAUGAAGACUUAUUGAGUACUAAGAAAUUAUAUGAAGAGAAGGAGACAUCAUUAAAUUAGGAACUCAUUCAAUUGAAGGGAAAUUUAUAAACUUAAUAAACACUAAACAUUGAAUUAAACUAAAAGUAAGUUUUGUAAUAAGUUUUUUAGGUUAGAUGAAUAUGGCUAAUAAAUUCAAAACGCCGUUAACAAUUCGGAUGUUAUUAAAUAAUACGAAAUUCUAUCAGAGAUCAAUUUAAUAAACAGAUUAAGAAAUUGA
Molecule: messenger RNA, 2239 nt
Organism: Paramecium octaurelia
Lineage: Eukaryota; Ciliophora; Oligohymenophorea; Peniculida; Parameciidae
Source: the annotation of a GenBank genome assembly